This is a messenger RNA of Lactuca sativa (garden lettuce), 845 nucleotides long. RefSeq lists its product as uncharacterized. NCBI's taxonomy places the organism in Eukaryota, Viridiplantae, Streptophyta, Magnoliopsida, Asterales, Asteraceae. The record is from RefSeq and is a predicted model, not a curated record.
UAGGCUCCUCGCAACUCUGAAAGAACCCAACCACUUUGAUUUCUUCUCUUUCAUCGGGUUCCGAGCAAGCAGCAGCAGCCUCCCAGAUUUUCCCUGAGGCACCCAUACACAAACACAACUACAGAUUCAAAAACUCAAACACGAUAAUGGGUUUCUUUUCCUUCCUCGGAAGGCUCCUCUUUGCCUCUCUAUUCAUCCUCUCCGCUUGGCAAAUGUUUAAUGAUUUUGGCGACCAUGGUGGACCUGCUGCAGAGGAACUAGCUCCAAAAGUUGCUUCUAUUCAGAGAUUUCUAGCCUCCAAAAUUGGAAAUGGAGUGCCAAAAAUUGAUGUUAAGCAUGUGGUUUUGGCUUCAAUGGCUCUUAAAGGAGUUGGUGGGAUUCUAUUUGUAUUUGGCAGCAGGACUGGUGCCUAUUUGCUGAUGUAUUACAUCUUAUUUAUGACUCCAUUGCUACAUGACUUCUACGACUAUGAAACCGAUGAUCCAAAAUUCCACGUUCUUCUUCCAGAAUUCGUUCAGAGUCUUGCAUUACUAGGGGCACUUUUGUUUUUUCUUGGAAUGAAAACAGUGCUUCCAAGGAAGUUAAUAAAGAAGAAGCCUAUAAAAACAAAGACAAUUUAGAUUAAUGGACAAAAUGAUUUGGUACUCUUAUUAUUUUUUGUUUCUAGAAUGUGCUUCCAAGGUUCGGAUUUUUUGAAGCUCAUGUUGUGUAAGCCUUUCUAGAACGUUUUUGGUUCGAUGAUUUUCGUUGUAAUUCUCUUUUGUUCGAUGUAAUUUCAAUUUUAUUUAUUGCCAAACGUUAAUUGGAUAUUUUUCUUAAUGUGGGAAAGGUAUUCUUUAGAUGGA